Microcebus murinus (gray mouse lemur) is the source of this 2300-nucleotide messenger RNA. It is a transcript of the gene FEZF1, whose product is annotated as FEZ family zinc finger 1. Gene Ontology annotation, cellular component: nucleus. Gene Ontology annotation, molecular function: DNA-binding transcription factor activity, RNA polymerase II-specific. Gene Ontology annotation, biological process: regulation of transcription by RNA polymerase II. Lineage: Eukaryota; Metazoa; Chordata; Mammalia; Primates; Cheirogaleidae. The record is from RefSeq and is a predicted model, not a curated record.
AGAACUCUGCGAUGGGCUGGCAGGAGUCCAUUGGGCUGGGCAGGCAGGUUCGGCUGGUGAUGCUGGGGAGAAGGAGGAGGAGGCUGCUGAUGGUGAUGGUGCCGGUCCCCCUCUUCGCAGGUCUGUGACAAGCAGGGAACGAGGCAACGACGGCGCAGCCCAGCUCUGGCUGACGGACGCCGGCGACUCAGACAUGGACAGUAGCUGCCACAACGCGACCACCAAAAUGUUAGCGACUGCUCCAGCCCGGGGCAACGUGAUGGGCACAUCCAAACCCUUGGCUUUCUCCAUUGAACGAAUCAUGGCCCGCACCCCUGAGCCCAAGGCCCUGCCUGUCCCCCACUUCCUGCAGGGAGCCUUGCCCAAGGGGGACCCCAAGCACUCUCUGCAUCUCAACUCGUCGAUCCCCUGCAUGAUCCCCUUCGUGCCUGUGGCGUACGACACCAGCCCCAAGGCAGGAGUGACUGGCUCUGAGCCGCGGAAGGCGAGUCUGGAGGCCCCGGCGGCACCCGCGGCGGUGCCCUCCGCGCCAGCGUUCAGCUGCGGCGACCUGCUCAACUGCGCGCUGAGUCUGAAAGGCGACCUGGCCCGCGACGCGCUGCCGCUGCAGCAGUACAAGCUGGUAAGGCCGCGUGUGGUCAACCACUCUUCCUUCCACGCCAUGGGCGCCCUGUGCUACCUGAACCGAGGUGACGGCCCGUGCCACCCGGCGGCCGGCGUGAACAUCCACCCGGUGGCCUCCUACUUCCUCAGUUCCCCUUUGCACCCGCAGCCAAAAACGUAUUUAGCCGAAAGAAAUAAACUGGUGGUCCCAGCCGUGGAGAAGUACCCUUCGGGAGUAGCUUUCAAAGACCUGUCCGAGGCUCAGCUGCAGCAUUACAUGAAAGAAAGCGCCCAGCUUCUGUCGGAAAAAAUCGGGUUCAAAACCUCGGACUUCAGCCGAGGCUCUCCUAAUGCCAAGCCCAAAGUUUUCACUUGUGAAGUGUGCGGAAAGGUCUUUAACGCGCACUAUAACUUAACCCGUCACAUGCCGGUGCACACGGGAGCCAGACCCUUCGUUUGCAAAGUGUGUGGAAAGGGUUUCCGGCAAGCCAGCACCCUGUGCAGGCACAAGAUCAUUCACACACAGGAAAAACCUCACAAAUGUAACCAGUGUGGCAAAGCAUUUAAUAGAAGUUCCACUUUAAACACUCAUACCCGAAUACACGCAGGCUACAAACCAUUUGUGUGUGAAUUCUGUGGCAAAGGAUUUCAUCAAAAAGGGAAUUACAAAAACCACAAGUUGACCCACAGCGGGGAGAAGCAGUUCAAGUGCAAUAUCUGCAACAAGGCUUUCCAUCAGGUUUACAACCUAACCUUCCACAUGCACACCCACAACGACAAGAAGCCUUUCACCUGCCCCACGUGCGGCAAGGGCUUCUGCAGGAACUUUGACCUCAAGAAGCACGUCCGCAAGCUGCACGACAGCAGCCUGGGUCUGGCCCGCACGCCCGCUGGGGAACCCGGCACCGAGCCGCCGCCCCCGCUGCAGCAGCCACCGCCCGCGACGCUGCCGCCUUUACAGCCGCCGCUGCCACCCCCGGGGCCCUUGCAGCCCGGGCUCCACCAGGGCCACCAGUGAUCAAGGCCAAGUUUCUUCCCAGCCCCAGCCGAGGCCCCAACUGCUGAGGCAACGACAAACUAGAGCUCCCACGCCAAGCUCGUCUGCAGAACGCAGGGCAUGUUGGGCCCCACGCUUUAGGGCCGAUCAGAAGCCUCUGCAUUUCCCGGCCUUUUACCUCUUGCAUGCACCUGCUAAAUGGUUUUGUGUAUUAUAUUCUAUAUAGGCACUCACAAUUAUGAGAAAUUUGGAGGGUUUUGUUUUCUGGUUUUCUUUUUUUAAUUUGGGAAGACUUUUCAUCUCAGAUGGAGAGAUGAUAUUUGUUUUGUUGUUUUUUUAAACAAAAUUUCUGCUAUAUUUAUUGAGAUCUGUAUUAUUCUACCCGGGAAUGCUGCACCAUCUUAAUUUUAUUAUUGUAUAUAUUUACCUUGUGUUAAUUCUGCGGUCUCAAGAUGCCUGCUGAUUGUUUAUUAUCAUUUCUUCUCCUCUGAAAUAACAAAACACUGUGCGUAUGUUACAUGUACACGCAUAGAUGUGUGCGCCUCUAAAGGCACAUUCCACAUUCGUGAGCACACACACAUACACAUUAGAUAAGGGUGGUUCAUUAUGGUUUGACUUGGAAUUUUGGUUUUGAUUCUUGCACGUGAAAAUUGAUUCAUUGACUGUUGGAAAUAAAUACUUGGAACAUGCUUAUUUAAUC